AGGGCAUGUUUUGCAAGGUACGAAUAAUCAUACAAACGUGGCAGAGGAUAACACGGACGUUUCUUUGACAUUUCAACAGACUGGAUGGCUAUUGCGCGAUAGAAUUACAAUCGCGAUACGUGCCGUGCACGUUGAACGUAACGUUUCGUUUCAACAUUGGGUGUACGAUGUUGGCGGAUGUGAAAUAACGCGAUGUUCCACGGCUUUAUGACAGAAGCGUGAACGAGACAGAGUGAACAAUGAGCCGCCCUAAAUGGGAUGUGCUGUGGUCCCCCUUUCAUUCGGACCGAUUUAUCACAUGGGACAGCGAUGCGUUAUUGAACCUUUACGAGAUUGGACCGCGUGAUAAUAGCGUGCGGGAGAAUGAUCAAACUUAUCUACAGAUUUCGGAGCAUUCCAUUGCCGAACUGGUCUGCUCGGUUACCAUCAACAGUUAUGCAAAAUGCGUUGAUAUAUAUCCACAACCUGAGCCAGAAAUUGUAGCCAGUGGCCAUGCGAAUGGAAAGAUAGUUUUGAGUACCCUUAGUCCGCCAGAGUUUGAUUACCAGGGCUUGGUCGGCAGAGAGUUUUUCCCAAAAUAUAUGCGAUCAUGCAACGUUGUUGCUUGGAAUCCUGUAGAUACUCACCUGAUUAUGUCAGGUCUGGACAAACAUAGCAAAGAGCACUCUGUGCUGCUUUGGGAUGUGCACCAUUGUCCAAAAGGUUCGGAACGACCAGUAAUAGAAGCCGGCAUAUCAGAAACUGUACAUUCCGCUGCUUGGUUCAAACAUGAACCAAGAUGUUUGGCUCUCGGUGUUAAUAACAAACAGUUGAAAGUUAUAGAUUUCAGAGAUCCUGCAAAGGUGGUAAACGUUACUCCCACAAAAGCGAUAUAUAGUCUGUCGGUAAAUCCCCAUAAUAAUUAUCAGCUACUUUCACAUGUUGACAAUCUGAUAACAAUUUGGGACACUCGGUGUUUUGAGAAACCGAUUGUUACUAUAAUGCCAUUACGGCACGUUACGAAGGUAUUGUGGUGUCCCACUAGACGAAAUCUAAUUGGCACAUUACAAAAAGAUUCAGUUGGCUUGCAUCUAUUUGACAUUCAGUACUGUGGAGCAGAGGAUACUGAGCCUGGUGUUUUAGAAAGAGUGGUUCUACCACCAUGGCAUAGUCCCGUAAGUUUCUCAUGGCAUCCGACUGAUGAGAAUCGCUUGUUGGCAAUAUCACUGCAAGGCGUAACUGAUUACACCGUAUCUGAGAGAAUAACGCUCAAUUGGUCUGCUCGGUCAUGUCUCAUGUGGAAUUGCGCUUUUAAAUCGUUUAAAUAUAUACACAGUGAAGAUAGCGUUUAUAAGGAACUAGAUGAUAUCUCGGUUUUAACUAAGAGACGUGCUAUGUUCGAAUAUGGCUUGCUUCCGGAGUUAGCUCACAAUGGCGAUAUAGCCGAGAACGAAACUCUAAAGAAUUUAUGGCAAUGGUUAUAUCUUAGUCGCUCUUUAGUAGAAGAUGGCACUGUACAGAGCCCUGAUAAUAAGCAUCCCGGUGUGAGGACAGUUUUAAAAUUGGAUCAAAAUUCAGUCAAUGGUUUGAAAACAGAAGUGAUCCAUCGUCCGUGGACGGAUAUAGGUAGUGGUUAUAUGACAAAAGUUUACAGAUCGCCAGACAGAGAAAGAUGUCUUCUUCUGUGCGGUUUGCGAUUUGACAGAGAGACCAAUACGGCGUACGAUAAUGCGUAUCUGGAGAAGCUAGAGAAGGAAGGCGCGUAUGCGAAAGCAGCCGCGUUCGCAGUAUUUAAUCUCUGCCUAAGGCAAGCUAUAGAUAUCUUAAACCGAGGUGCCAGUAAGAAACAAACGGCUAUUCUAAAUAUGGUAGCUAUGGCAUUGUCAGGUUUUUCUGAAGAAAGUACCACAUUGUGGAGAGAGUCGUGUCAAAAAUCUAAAUCUCAGUUAUCAGAUCCUUAUUUAAGAGCAACAUUUGGUUUUUUGACCGCCGAUAACGAUUCCUAUGAAAGUGUACUUAAUGAAAAUGGUAUGGCUGUCGAAGAUCGAGUAGCAUUUGCUCUCAUGUUCUUAUCGGAUAAUAAACUGCACGAGUAUUUGAAAAAAUUAACCGAGAAGGUAAUUGAAGAUGGAGAUCUAGCGGGCUUCUUGGUUACAGGUGCAAGUAUGGAAAGUAUACAAUUAUUGAGUAAAUACUUGGAAAUUACCUCAGAUGUUCAGAGUUGUACUCUUAUUGCUAUUAGAACUUUUCCGCCUAAGUUGCUUCAAGAGAAUCAAGUUCAAGUAUGGAUUACGAGUUACAGACAUCUCUUGAACGCAUGGAAAUUAUGGUUUCAAAGAGCUAAAUUUGAUAUUGUCAUGAGAUCCUCGACGCCACAAGAGAAACCGCCGCAACAAAUACAUAUAUCUUGUCACUUUUGCGGCAAAAGUAUAUCUGCUUCCAUGCAAGGACUGAGCAGGACGAGAGUUCCAUUUGGCAGAUUAGGCAGUACUCCUAAUAAAUUAAAGAUGACGGCGUGCCCAAAUUGUCGCAAACCUUUGCCGCGUUGCGCAAUAUGCUUGAUGCACAUAGGCACCGUCAGUGGAUUGCAAACAGCUCCUAGUCCUGGUGGUACCAGGAACGAAGAAUGCAAUGCUAAGCUUACGGAAUUUAAUAGUUGGUUUUCAUGGUGCCUAACAUGUAAACACGGAGGACAUAGCGAACAUAUAGCUCAGUGGUUUCGACAACAUACUGAAUGUCCCGUAACGUCUUGUAAUUGUCGCUGCUCAUCUUUGGAUUACACGCGUAACGCAACUGUGACAUAGUAUUCCUUGUUAUUUUUAUGGUAGGGAUAUAUGCCAAACCAACUAACAGAAUGUAAAAAGAAAAAAUGUAUGAAAAAAGUGAAAC
Messenger RNA from Mycetomoellerius zeteki, 2868 nucleotides. RefSeq names its product GATOR complex protein mio (gene mio). Gene Ontology annotation, cellular component: cytoplasm. Gene Ontology annotation, molecular function: protein binding. The transcript has 15 exons. NCBI's taxonomy places the organism in Eukaryota, Metazoa, Arthropoda, Insecta, Hymenoptera, Formicidae. Gene Ontology annotation, biological process: cellular response to amino acid starvation; positive regulation of TORC1 signaling. The record is from RefSeq and is a predicted model, not a curated record. Bases 240 to 2783 code for a protein of 847 amino acids.